AUGGCCGAACCUUUAGAUUCUGUGACGGAUCUACCACCCGUUCGUCGCUACAUCACCCAGCACAAUGCCGAUGGCAAGAGCAUCCAUAUUGAAUCUCCAGCCCAGAGAUACUUCCCAAGUCCAGGGGCAGGAGGGUUCGCCAAAUCUUACUCCGUUCCGCUGCCGGCAAACCUCACAGACAACGCUGAUACAAAGGCGUAUCUCGAGAAAGGUGGCCCCACUAGCUGGGAUUCACCCUCUGUCGUUGCCCCUAGUGGUGUCAACCUUGUCAUCGUGGACCUUGUCCCUGGGGGUGUAACCCCAUUACACCAAACUGUUUCGAUUGAUUAUUCCGUUGUCAUUAUUGGUGAGGUCGAACACGAACUUGACAGUGGAGAGAUUGUGAAGUUGAAACCUGGAGAUCAUAUCGUUCAGCGUGGAACUAACCAUCUGUGGCGAAAUGCGUCCAAGACGGAGCCUGCUCGAUUCAUCGCCUCCACUAUUCCGAUUGAACCUUUGAAGGUCAAUGGCGAGCUUCUGGAGGAGAAAUGGACUGUUCCUUCUUAG
Molecule: messenger RNA, 546 nt
Organism: Exophiala aquamarina CBS 119918
Lineage: Eukaryota; Fungi; Ascomycota; Eurotiomycetes; Chaetothyriales; Herpotrichiellaceae
Exons: 2
Coding region: 1-546 (181 amino acids)
Source: RefSeq, a predicted model, not a curated record